Messenger RNA from Fonsecaea pedrosoi CBS 271.37, 1854 nucleotides. RefSeq lists its product as uncharacterized. Lineage: Eukaryota; Fungi; Ascomycota; Eurotiomycetes; Chaetothyriales; Herpotrichiellaceae. Gene Ontology annotation, biological process: transmembrane transport. The coding region runs from base 1 to 1854 and encodes 617 amino acids. Gene Ontology annotation, molecular function: transmembrane transporter activity. The record is from RefSeq and is a predicted model, not a curated record. The transcript is spliced from 13 exons.
AUGGCUGUCGAAGACCAGGCGAAAACCCCAACGGACGUCGUCCACGAUGAAACCAAAGCUGAUUUGAGUGAUGGACAUCUCGACCGCGAGAUGGCGGCGCCUGACGAGGCCAACGUGAAGAUGGGUCCCCGUGUCUACCUGGCACUGCUGGCUCUCGCGCUCACCUACGAAGCGGCUCUGUUCUCCUUUGUUGUCCCAUCGGCCGUUCUCCUGACCAUCAACAACGAUCUUGGCCCCUCACCCGAUUUCACCUGGAUUAGUACAACAUGGUCACUGUCAAACGCCAUCCUACAAUCCAUUGCCGGGAGGUUCACCGACAUCUUUGGACGCCGAUACUUUCUCAUUGCCGGCAGUGUACUUGGCUUUGUUGGAACCUUGGUGGCGGGACGUGCAAACACAAUCAGCACUGUCAUCGCUGGUACAACACUGAUGGGUGUUGGCGCUUCGACACAGCAGAUCGCCUAUGCAGCGGCCUUUGACAUUGUCCCAAGGAAACAUCGCGGCACGGUUCUUGCGGCCAUGAACUUUGCGGCCUUGCCAGGCUCCAUGUUCGGCGCAGUCAUCGGUUUCAAUAUUGUCAAGACCUUGACCUGGCGGUACACCUUCUACUUCGGCUGCCUGGCAAAUGGUCUUUCCUUUCUCACCCUCGUCUGCUUCUAUUGGCCUCCUGGCUGGGUUGGUCUUCACCCGGACGGCAAAUCUCGAAAGCAACAAAUCCGAGAACUUGACUAUGUCUGUGUUGUCCUCUUUGGUGGAGGUUUGAUCGCUUUUCUCCUGGGAGUUGGCUGGGGUGGCAAUCCCACCCCAUGGAUUAGCGCAAAGGUCCUUGCACCACUAUUAAUCGGCGCCGUGACGCUUAUUGUGGCCGUGCCACUCUGGGAAAGAUACAGCGACCCCAAGAUCGACAAACUCUUCCCCCCUGAGCUGAUGACCAGGUUCAGAACGGUCGUUUUGCCCCUUGUUUGUUUAUUCUGCAACGGGGUUGUGCUGGUGAGCUUUCAAGUCUUCUGGCCUCAGCAGGUUCAACGCUUGUUCACAACCGAACCGGGUCGGGCUGGCUGGUUAAGUUUCUGCAUGAAUGGCGCUGGAACCAGUAUGUCUUCUUUUCCGAGCCGAACAAACUCCUCAUUCCCUGGUGCUGAUAUGGUUACAGCGGGAAUCAUCGUGUCCGGCUCGCUCUUUGGCAUAAUCAAAUACACCAAAUAUCAAUUGAUCGUCUACGCGGUUUUCCAAUGCGCCUUUACUGCUGCAAUGGCAUCGAUCACCAGGGAUUCCCUGGCGAGAGCUGUUGUUCUCUGCCUGAUUGCGAAAUUUACCAUAGCCGGAAGUAGCAUAAUCGCAACGCUGUUCGUGCAGUUCGGGGCUGGCGAUACCCGCCUUGGUGCCGCGACUGGAAUACGUGGCACGCUUAUAAGCGCGGGGGGUUCCAUUGGUCUCGCGAUUUGUACAUCGGUGGUUGGGAACAAAGUCAGAGAGUCACUGUCGCCAGCUUUGGUCGCCGCUGUAGUGGAUUUGGGGCUGCCUGCAGACUCGGUGGCAGGCUUCAUCACUGCCUUCGUCUCCGGCAAACCGGGUGCCCUUGAUGCCGUCAUAGGAGCGACUCCUGAAGUGAUAGAGGCUGCCACCCGUGCCUCUCAAGCGGUCUAUGCCGACGCUUUCUCUCUCGUGUACUUGAUCACGAUCGUGUUCACAGGGGCGGCAUUGAUCUGUACUUUCUUCAUUCCCAGUGUCGACCAUCACCUGACCAAGCAUACCGCUGUCCAGCUCGACAAGGCCCACAUUGUUGGACAUGGUGAAGGUGAAGCUAAGGUGUUCAGGGAGGAAGACAGUGAGGACGGUAUUGAGAAAAAGUAG